AUGCGGGGGCUGUGGCUGAUUGGGCUAGUCGUGCUGCUCACAGCUGCAGCGUCCGUGGUGUCAUUCCUCUCACAGGGCCGCACCCCAGCGGCCGUUCUCUGCCAGGGCGGGGCGGCGAAAGAGCAGGAGCUGCGCGAGGAAAACGAGCGAAUCAGGGCCGAGCUGGCCAGGCUGCAGAGGCAGGCUGAGGGCGCCACGCUGGCGGCGGCCGUCCCAGCGGCCGGGGCGCGGGCGGGAAGCAGAGCCGAGGCCGCACUCGGCCUCGUAAUCCAGCUGAAGGGCCUGCUGUCUGGUCCAGGGGCGGCGCAGUACCAGUCGGCCCUCGGCCAGCUCGAGGCGCAGGCCCGGGCCGAUGUGGCAGCCGCCCAGUCCGAGAGCACCGCCGCAGGCGCGGAGACCCCUGUGUCGGAGGGCGUUGCGCAGGCCAGGGCUGAUGCGGCAGCCGCUCAGCGCGAGAGCACCGCCGCAGCAGGCACAGGCGGGCCGACGACGGUGCGAGAGACGGGUGCCGGCCCACCAGAGGGCGCAGGCGUGGAGGCCCCCGUGUCGGAGGGCGUUGCGCUGGACAGCCCGUUCGGCUUGGAGUCAGCAAAAAUCCUCCCUCACCUGAAGACAGACCUGCGUGGAGUCUAUUUUCUCAAGACGCCAAAGUCAGCGGGGACUUCGUUCAAGAAGGACCUGUGGUGGUCGUAUUUCAAUUUUGUUAGUCCCGGAACCGUUUGGGUCAUCGAGGAGGGGUGCUAUGGGUGGCACACAGAUGGGAAGGACACCAUCCCAACGGACAGCGUCAUGACAAUGGUGCGCAACCCCCGUGACCAUGUGCUUUCGCAGUAUUUCCACUGCAAGAGAGAGAAGCACCCAGAGUUGCCUGACACCUUCCAGCAGUGGGUACGGAACUGGACGGUCAUGCGCGCCAGCGGGGAGGCACUUGGGCUCAUGAAGCCAGAUAUCAGACGCCAUCAGUGGGUAAACCAAGCAAAAGCGGGGGUGCCUUUCAAGUGUUAUGUCCCGAUUGACAUGCAGUGCCGUCACCUCACUUGCAAUGUGCUCUUCAAUGUCAGCCAGCAGAGCGAUGUGGAUGGUGCCGUGAGAAACAUGGAGUCGGCUUGGUUUGUUGGAAUAACCGAAGCGUACCACGAAUCUUUUUGUCUUUUCCUUGCAAAGGUCUACGUCAGCCAGCCGCUACCUCAUUCCUGCAACUGCAGGAAUGUUUCUGCCUGGGGCUCCAUGCACAUGACGCACGACGCCCACGGUACAGUCAAGCACACUGUCAAGGACUACACGGAUGAUUUCUUUUUGGAGGUGGAUGCGCUCAUUGCGGGGGACAUUGCGCUAUACAAGGCUGCGCGGGCGCGCUUUCUGCGCGAAGUCGAGGAGGUCGAGCGUCUGCGCGGGGUACAAAUUUUAUGCGACGACACGCGGAAGAGGGUAUUCGAGUAG
Messenger RNA from Prorocentrum cordatum, 1440 nucleotides. The record is from the annotation of a GenBank genome assembly. NCBI's taxonomy places the organism in Eukaryota, Dinophyceae, Prorocentrales, Prorocentraceae.